GUCAACAAAGGGAAGAGGUGCCGGCAGUAGGUGUGGACAGUUUACACUGAUCUCACAGAGUGCUCUCACUCUAACAGCUACCAAGAUUUUGUGAUUUACAAAGCCUUUCGAAGCCUUUGGGAAUUAGCAGCAGAGAACAAGGCCUAAAAUGGCAAACUUUGGAGGACAUGCCAUUCCUGGCUCUUUUUUCCUGCUCCUUGGCUUUUGGCUAACAGUGAAAAACAUCCUGCAACACUACUGGAGGACAAGUCAGCCUAAAGGAAGGCAGAUAACGCCGCCUUUCUCUCGAAGGAUGAACUACAUUGAGGGAGGACUUCUAAUAUUUGGUGCAUUCGUUGGUAUUAUGGUCGAACAGUUUGUGGUGGACGGCCCACACGCCCACCUCUACGACACAGAGCACAAUUCAUGGGUCAAGCUGAUGAACUGGCAGCACGGCACGAUGUAUCUGUUCUUUGGGAUCUCUGGUAUUGCACUGGUUGCCAGUACUGCGUCCAAACUGGUGCCGGCUGGUGUGGACCGCCUUGCUCUCUCCGUGGCUCUUUUUGUUGAAGGGUUUCUGUUCUACUACCACGUGCACAUGCGGCCCCCUCUGGACGCUCACAUCCACUCCCUGCUACUCGUUGCUGUGUUUGCUGGAUCGGCCAGCACCAUGUUGGAGGUGUUCAUAAGAGACAACAUUAUUUUGGAGCUCUUAAGGGGAUGCCUGUUCAUCCUGCAGGGCUCAUGGUUCUACCAGAUUGGAUUUGUUCUUUACCCACUGAGUGGACCGGAAUGGGACCUGACACUGCAUGACAACAUCAUGUUCAUCACUAUGUGCUUCUGCUGGCAUUUAGCUGUGGCCCUGCUUUUGGUCGCCUGCAUCUCCUCCGUGGUUUGGUUCACGCUGAAGCGAUUCUCGGGAAGGGGACAGGACAUAGAGAUUGGAAUGCGAAAAACAACCUCCAAUUCAAGCUCCCAGAAGGCUUUGCUUGAAGAGUCGGAAGAAGAGUGAAUGCUUAUUGUUCUUUGAGGACCAAGUCUACUGUUUGUACAAAGUAUUUUAGAUUUGUUUGGUAAGAAAACACAAACAAAAACAAUGAAACACAAUCUAUUUAAAUAUCAUCUGUAAUUAUGGUCUGUUUAAGUAUUAUAACAACACAAUAAAAACUGAAAUGC
Messenger RNA from Anoplopoma fimbria (sablefish), 1155 nucleotides. RefSeq names its product transmembrane protein 45B (gene tmem45b). The record is from RefSeq and is a predicted model, not a curated record. The transcript is spliced from 6 exons. Lineage: Eukaryota; Metazoa; Chordata; Actinopteri; Perciformes; Anoplopomatidae. The coding region runs from base 149 to 991 and encodes 280 amino acids.